This is a messenger RNA of Parnassius apollo (apollo), 303 nucleotides long. NCBI's taxonomy places the organism in Eukaryota, Metazoa, Arthropoda, Insecta, Lepidoptera, Papilionidae. The record is from the annotation of a GenBank genome assembly.
AUGGAAUCAAUUGAAUUAAACAUCAGCGCGGACCAUUUCGGGAAUUGGCUGGGGCUGGCGCGGGACAAAAAGCCUGCGAGUCCUGCCGCGAGCCCGGGUUCGGUCCCGGCGCUGCACACGGACACCGUUGCGGACAAUCCUUUAUAUGAUAAUGAGAAACUGCUGCUUUCUUCACCUGUAAAAAAAAUAUUGCCGAUUGGUGGUAUUAACGUACCUGGUGUUGGUCCAUAUGCAAUUUGUGUAUGUAAACACAAGAAAACUGAAAUCACAAUGAACUUCAACGACAGGGAUGGAUAUCAAUAA